Molecule: messenger RNA, 2083 nt
Organism: Ixodes scapularis (black-legged tick)
Lineage: Eukaryota; Metazoa; Arthropoda; Arachnida; Ixodida; Ixodidae
Product: DDB1- and CUL4-associated factor 4
Exons: 2
Coding region: 116-1522 (468 amino acids)
Cellular component (GO): Cul4-RING E3 ubiquitin ligase complex
Molecular function (GO): protein binding
Source: RefSeq, a predicted model, not a curated record
GGUGUCACACAGUAUCACAUGGCCGCAUCCAGAAAGUAGCGCCCGCCGCCGACACUCGCUUUCGUUGACACACUUCUUAUCGCCCUUACCGCUGUCUUUGCAAUCGUCGCUAUCGAUGUCCAGCUGGCGACAAAGUCGGCAGCAGCGUCGCAAGCGUCGUCAGGCAAGCGAGCGUCAUACAUCACCGCCGGCUCCUGAAGUCGAAGACGAGGCGUUUUCCGACCUGCCGGGUUUCUACUACGACGCUGAACUGAAGCGAUACUUCCGACUGCUGCCAGGCUGUAACAGAAACAACCCUGUUACCCGGGCCACGAUCCGGGCCAAGAGGGCCGAACAGGACUGCGAGCGGAUCGUCCGUGAGAGCCUCCAGCGCAACUGUCGCCCGCUUCCCCGGAGCCUCACUUCUCUGCAACUCGGCAGGCUAGGCACAGGCAAGUUCACCGAUUCCGUCCGCUCUGCACAGAUGGCGUCCCUCCAACUCGCCUCCGAAAUUGACCUCUCUACCACCGCGGACCGAGACGACGUCGAAUCCUCGGGAGGGGUGAUAUCGGGCGUCGAGGAAUGCGCUUACCUCGUCGGUCACCCCGGAGCCGAGCUCUUGAUCGGCUCGUGGGCCACCAAAACCCCGAGCGGACAGCGGGGAUCCCUCGUUCGGACGCUGCACGUGACCAGGGAAGGCAUCAAACCCGGGAGGAUAGUCAACGUUCACCCGCAGCACAAGGUGGUGGACGUCUGUAUCACGUCGAGAAACGGUCGCCCCCACGCUCUGUACGCCUGCGUCAACACGGACUGUACCACGACGCCGAGCAGCUUCGUCGCCCUGCAUCCGAUCGGACCCGUCUCGAGUCCGAGGGACUACGACGGCUCGGAGACCCGGGAGUACGCCGGUUCGGCCGUCUGGUGCUGCGCCGCCUCGCCGGACGCCUCCAAAAGCGCCGUGGGGCUCGAGCGAAGAGCCGAAGUCCACCACGGAGGUCGGGAGCCCGUGACUGAUGUGUGGACCCGGGGCGAGAACCCGCUCAGCCUCGUGUUCAGCGCCGACGGGAACCUGGUGUACGCGGGGACGCACAAGGGGAGCGUCUUCUGCGUGGAUCUCCGGGACCGUCCAGGCUCGAGGUGCGCGUACGAGGUGGCGGUCGGACGAGGCGUGUCGUACCUCGGGCUCGUCGGACCCGCCGACACGUUGCUGGCCAGUGCGUACGACGGCAAGCUGAUGGCGAUUGACUUGUCAUCGAGGAAGGUAAUCCAGACCUUCCGGGGACACCACAACGACGGGACAAAGAUCCCUUUCAGCUAUGACCGUACGGACUGCACUCUUUGUUCGGCGGGACAGGACGGGGUCACCAGGCUGUGGCGCCUGGGGGCCCAGGACAUGGACGUGCCUCCCCUCACUGCCCUCGUGCCGCCCAAGGAAGCGAAUUCCCACCGGCCGUGGUCCUGGUACUCCAAUUCCUGGAAUGGCCUCCGGACAAAGCCAACCGUCUGUCUCGCCGCUGGCACCAGGGCAUACGUGUUCUCCUGAGAGCUGCUCUGCUGCUCUCGGUGGAGGUCAAGAGAAAUUUAUUCGACGAAACUGGAUGUGCUUUUGUACUUUACCAAGUUGCCAGAAUGAGGAUUGAUCCAAUUUGUGAUAAUUGGUUGCUGUACAAUUCUUGCUCUUCAUUUUCUUUUUUCUCAUUGUUUUUUUUUGUUAUAAAAACACACUCCAGAGACAGCCUAAAAGGGCUGCCAGUGUUGUAAAUAAAACAAUAAAUAAGAAUAGAUGUGGAGGGCAGGGGAGAAGAUAGAAGAAGAAUUCUGUAGUCUCAGGUCUGCCUCAGACGGGGCAACCUUUCCAGCAAUUUUGGAGUUGCUGGCGGGUUGUUCCCUUGCUUUCCCUAGAUCUACACAAAUUGCCGAGAUCGGGUCCGGCUUAAAACUGAUGAGCAAUUUGAACACCUCGGAGACGUUUCAAGCAGCGGCAGCCAAUCAGGGACGCAAUAUUUUCAUGUGACACCCUUGUGGUGGUGGUGAUGACAACUAAUGACUUGGUUCUGGUUUGAAAUGGAUUGUUUCUGGAAAUAAACCUUUUCAAAAAGAUGAA